AUGCCUCGACGGUCAUCUCGGCCUGAUCCUGCGUCGCCUGAAGCGCCUAUGGCGUCAAAGCGACGCGCUUCAGCCAGACUGUCCGCCGCCGAACCGGGGGUCAAACGGGUCAAGUCAAACGUCGACCUGUCCCUCCGCCAGGCAAAGUCUACGACCAGCAAGAGCAAGUACUUUGAGCCAGAAGACUCCGACGAGCCUGACUCAGAGUCCGAUGCCUCUUCGGGGGAAUCCGCUGGCUCUGUGUAUGAGGAAGCAAAGGAGGGAUCCCCCACCGACGAAGCGGAGCCGGAAGAACUCUCCGACACCGACGAGGACGCCAAGAAGAAACCCAACGUGAGAGGAAAGCAACGACAGAGUACCAACAGCGAAAGCGACCCUGUGAAGGGCAAGGAGCUCUGGCGCGAAGGUGUCAGAGUGGGCCUGGAGCCCGGGCAAGAAGUUAUCAUUGCAAAGCCCAAGGCCCGAGACGCAGGGAAGACCCCGUACCAGGAUGAGACGCUGCACCCCAAUACCAAGCUGUUUUUGAUCGAUAUAGCUAGCAACAAUGACCGCCAAUGGCUCAAAGCGCAUGAUCCGGAUUAUCGCGCAGCAAAAAAGGACUUCGAGACAUUCGUUGACUCCCUCACACCGAAGAUUGCGGAGGUAGACGCUACCGUCCCCGAACUUCCUGUGAAGGACCUGAUUUUCCGCAUCCACAGGGAUGUUCGCUUCAGCAAGAAUCCACUUCCGUACAAGGUAGGCUACCUUCUCCGAGUCCCUGUCGCUGUGGCCUGUCGCAUGUGUGCACGCAUUUCUCUGCUGCCUGGCGGCGGGCUGUGGAACCCUGAGUCAGAGCCACUUGCACUGCUUCGGGAGGACAUCGACGAUAACUCGGCUGUCUUGAAGGGGAUACUCCGGGCGCCGGAGAUGCGUCGUGAGUUUCUGAAGGGAGCGUCCGACGAUGACGAUGCGGUUGUGGACGCUUUUACGCAUCACAAUAGGGAGUCUGCUCUCAAGACAAAACCAAAGGGUUACGAGGCAGAUAACAAGAACAUCAAAUUACUUCGACUACGCAGUUUCACUAUUGGAAAGCCCAUUCCAGAUGAUGAACUCACUGGAGAUGAUGCUCAGGAGAAGAUUGCUACUUUGGUUGGGGUCAUGGAGCCUUUCGUAAGCCCUUUUCCAAUCUAUUGA
Messenger RNA from Penicillium crustosum, 1173 nucleotides. RefSeq names its product DUF2461 domain-containing protein. The record is from RefSeq and is a predicted model, not a curated record. The transcript has 6 exons. The coding region runs from base 1 to 1173 and encodes 390 amino acids. NCBI's taxonomy places the organism in Eukaryota, Fungi, Ascomycota, Eurotiomycetes, Eurotiales, Aspergillaceae.